Mesorhabditis spiculigera is the source of this 3183-nucleotide messenger RNA. The record is from the annotation of a GenBank genome assembly. Lineage: Eukaryota; Metazoa; Nematoda; Chromadorea; Rhabditida; Rhabditidae.
AUGUUGGCGUGCUGUCUGGCCCCAUUUCGCUGCUGCAUUACGUCCGGAAGCGGCGGGGCCCAGCCGACGACGUCAACGAGACUCGGCCACAACCGUGUUUUUUCGGCCCGCUCGCUGCCGAAGAAGACGCCGAUCCCGCACUUCUGGAUCCCAUCCACGUCGUCACAAGUUGCGCCGACCAAGGAGCCACUGCCCACCGUUGGCUCUUUCGAACGGAAGCGGAGCAUGUCCCUCGAGUCGACCUCUUCGAUCCAGAGGAUUCGGGAUGCUGCUCGCCCGCGAUACUAUUCAAUAUCAUCUGACAGUGCUCCCACUAACGAACAAUCGGCUAACACUCCAAAUUUGACUGACAGCACGAUUUUGGAGGCAUGUGGCUCGCGAGACUCGCCCUCCGGAGAACGAGGCGAAGAAGAGUCGAUGAAGCGCGAACUGCUGGGAUUCGGGUUGGCCAGCGAUGGCCAGCUGGCCAUUCACCCGCCCGGAGACAACAAUUGCGUGCGGAUGCCCGAGCAUAUUAUUGGAGCACCAGCGAACGCGUCGGGCGCGUCGAUCCGCCAGAUCGCCUGCGGCGAGAAGCACACGUUGAUCCUGUCGGAAGAUGGCAAGAUGUGGAGCAUGGGCCAGAAUGGGCGAGGGCAACUGGGACGCGGACGCCCCGGAACCGGCAGCCUUUCCAUCUAUCCGGUCGAAUUUUCGUCGGGGACUCGAGUCGUUCAGGUGGCUUGCGGCCGUGAGCACAGCGCUUGCAUCACCGAAGACGGGCGCCUUUUUACGUGGGGCGACAACUCGUCUGGCCAGCUCGGCUUCCCGAUGAACGAGACGACCGUCGAGAAACCGCGCCGAGCCCAUAUCGACUCGCCGACGUGCCAAGUGGCUUGUGGGCCGGAGCACACGCUCGUGUUGGGACAGCAGGGUACCGUCUACGUCACCGGGCUGCAGUACGAUGGCGCGUCGCUGCAUCAGUUCCGCAUCAUCGAGAGUCUGCUGGGCAUUCCGAUCACGAGGAUAGCGGCAGGCGGCCGGCAUUGGGUGGUGGUCUCGGCGAGCGGCUCGGUCUUCACCUGGGGCCAGAAUGACGAUGGCCAAUUGGGCACCGGCGAUACGACGAGGCAGGCCCGCCCGGUUCGACUCGAAAAUAUGAGCAGCAUGAGCGUGAUCGAGGUGGCGUGCGGCGACUCUCACACCGUGCUGCUGACGAAGGGUGGCCGCGUGUUCUCCUUCGGCUCCGACUCAUUCGGGCAGCUCGGCUGCGGGCGCAAAACGACCACAAAAGCGAUGCCGUCGAUUAUUCCGGAGUUCAUGGGCACCGAAGUGUUACGGAUCGCGGCCGGGCGGUGCCACACCGUUGUCGUGGUCAAGGGGCGCGUCUACGCGUUCGGCUUGAACUCCAGCGGCCAACUCGGCAACGGCACCACGCAAAAUGCGUUACUGCCCAUGUGCCUGGAAAGCUGCGAUCAAGUGUCGACGAUUUUCUCCGGCUGGGAUCACACAUUUCUUGUGCGCGACGCGUGCGCUCCGGACGCCAAGCCUGGGCCGUCAUCUCGACUUCUGGUGCCAAAAUCCCUGACAAAGCAGCUGGUCAGCGACUAUCUGCUGAAGCGCGAAAAACUCGACCUCAUGGACGACCUGCAAGCCGUUUUCUCGUCGCUGUCGCUGCUCAACGGGUCCUUCCUCUACAACGAUGAUCGGCGAUAUAACACCUCCGAGGCGAACCACGGCGUGAACCUCGACGACGUGAUGGACGUGCUCAACAGCCUGGCUGAGACGUCGGACGCCGCCCAGUACGCCGAUCUGAUUGUUGACCGGUGCGAGGAGUCCGUGUUCGGCCCCAAGUUCAAGCCGCAGCUCUUCCUCAGCUUCGAGUGCAUCCGGCCCUUCCUGAUUCUGCCCUGGAUCAGCUGCUUCACCAAGCCGAAAACCCGCGAGAUCGUCGAGAAAUUGCAUCUUCGAUUCGCGAAGGCGUUCUGCGCGCUGACACGACCGCAACAAGUUUGCUUGAACAAAUGGUGGCGCAAAUUCCCGGUUCGCCACUUUAACCGACUCGUCAGCGGCCUGGUGGCAGGUGUUUAUAGAUUGGUCGAGGACAAAGCGCCCGGAAUCCACAGCCUGCCCCUCCUCACUUUCCUCGAGGAGCUGCACGUCUUGAACAGAGUCAACAACCGGAUCCCGCUGCAAAACUUCUACGUGAACAACCUCGCCGACAAGGUCAACAUCCGCGAGGACUACGUGAAAUGGGUUACCACCGAAGGGCCAAACUUCUUCUGGGCCAAGUACCCGUUCAUCAUGAACGGCGAGGUGAAGGGCGACCUGCUCCACGUCGAGGCCCUCAUGCAACAGCAGCGCAUGAUCAACCAGUCGACGGUCAACCUGUUCGGUGCGCCGGUGUUCAUCAGCAACCCGCAGUUCCACUACCGCGUCCGCCGCGACCACAUUGUCGAGGACACCGUGAUGGUCAUCCAGCAAGCCGACCAGGGCACGAUGCUGAAGCCGCUGCGCGUCGAAUUUGUCGGCGAGGAGGCGGAAGACGGGGGCGGCGUCCGCAAGGAGUACUUCAUGCUACUCUUCCAGCAGAUUCUGCAGGCCGAGUACGGCAUGUUCGACGAGGACCCGGACUCGCAUUUGACGUGGUUCAGCGGCAACCCCAGCGAGCCGUCCAUGUUCCAGAUGAUCGGAGCCCUGGUCGCGCUGGCCGUCUACAACCACGUGCUCGUCGCCUUCCCGUUUCCCCUGGCGCUCUACAAGGUGUUGCUCAAGCAGCCCACCGGUCUCGACGACUUCAUCGAGUUGCACCCGGUCGAGGGCAAGAAUCUGCAGUCGCUGUUGGAUUAUGAAGGCGACGAUUUCGAGGACGUGUUCGGGCUCGAGUUCAGCAUCACGCAGAACGUGUUCGGGCACCCGACGACCGUCGAGCUGAAGCCGGACGGCAAGGAGACGCCCGUCACCCAGGCGAACAAGGCGGAUUACGUGAAGCGCUACGUGCAAUUCCGGAUGGAGCAGGGCGUGAACGACGAGAUCGAGAAGCAAAUCGGCCACUUCCGCGAGGGCUUCACGCACGUGCUACAUUCUCGGCUGCUGCACCUCUUCCACCCGCGCGAGCUGAUGGAGCUGGUCGUGGGCAACGAGAACUACGACUGGGAGGAGUUCCAAAAGAAGACGAGAAUACAAUACACGGAAACAGUCGAG